AUGCUUUCCUCUCGGUGCUGUGCUGCGGCGGCGCUCGCGCUCGCGUCCUCGGUGACCGUGUUGGUGGUGGCCUGUGCAGCCGCAUCUUCCGGCGCCGAGCCAACGACCACGCCGACAGCGGCUACCACCGCCUCGCCGGCGGGCAGCGCUGCGACGGCGAACUGCACGCGGUGCGGCGGCGCGGUGAUGCAGAGCCGCGCCGUGCGUCUGCGGGCCAUCAAGGCGCAGAUCCUGAGCAAGCUGGGCAUGAAGCGGGCACCCAACGUGACGCGCCGCGCUCUGCCGGGCAUCCAGCCCCUGCAUCAGCUGCUGGACCGCUACGACGCCGGCAUGAUGCAGGCGGACGCGCCGUUCGAGCCCGGCGAACAGUACGACGACGACGACGACUUCCACGUGGCCGCCGAGAAGAUCAUCACCUUCGGGCAGCACGCGCCUCCCGAGAUGGGGCUGGUGCCGGAGUGGCAGGCGGUCCACUUCCGCUUCUCGGAGGCGGCGCUCAACCUGCACGUGUCCAAGGCGCAUCUCUGGGUGUUCGUCAGCUCAAACCAGUCGUCUUCCUCGGCGGCCGUCUGGGUCACGCUCUACCAAGUUGCAAGGGACGCCGCUUCCGCACAUGAACUGCACCUCGUCAAGGUGCGGACGAAAGAAGAGAAGGGCAACCUGCAGCAAGGGUUCUGGGUGCAGAUGGACGCCAGGAAGCUGGUUUCGCACUGGUUCCGACAUCGAAAGGACAACUUGGGAAUCGUGGUGCACGCCUACGACUCCGAAGGCCGCAAAGUGCACGUCACUGUGGAACCGCCGCCUGGAAGGGAAGCCUUGAGGCCAUUCCUGGUGGCGAUGGUGGACAAGAACGGCCGCAGCCGGACGCGGCGCAUGGUGGGCCUCAACUGCCAGGAUAACUCGAGCGAGGAGCGCUGCUGCCGCUACCCACUCACCGUGGACUUCGAGGAGUUCGGCUGGGACUGGAUCAUCGCGCCCAAGCGGUACGAGGCCAACUACUGCAGCGGCGAGUGCCCCUACGUGUUCAUGCAGAAGUACCCGCACACGCACGUCGUGCAGCAAGUCAACCUGUCCGGCUCGCCGGGGCCCUGCUGCGCGCCGCGCAAGAUCUCUGCCAUCUCCAUGCUGUACUUCGACGACAACCACAACAUCGUCUACGGCGUGCUGCCCGGAAUGAUCGUCGAACGUUGCGGAUGCUAUUGACGCGCCGCGCAAGGUGGCCAAGAUCUCCGUCCCUGGUCUGCUCGAAGGGGCUCCGAACUUCUGCCGCCGUGUGCGCGGAAGGCUGUGUAGUACAAAGAGACGUUAUCUUUACCGUCGCGAUGGUUCCGUCCCGUGGACAAUGCCGGACCGUGUGGCUUCGGUGAGCUGUGUCGCCUGCAUGGUGUCUCUUGCCAGUGUUCUCUGUUCCAGAGUGUGCCAGAGACCGAGUCAUUUCACCCUGAAGACUGCUUCGACUUACGCUGGUAGCCAUUCUGCCCUAAACAUGCGUCAAGUAUGUCGCCCAGUGAUAGCAGCCGAGUAGCUUCUCGAAAAGAAAAAAAAAAGGGGGGGGGGGGGGAGGAGUCUUGUAUGACCCUGAGUUUGGGGCUUCAUAAUGCCAGUAAAGAAGGGUUGGCAGACAAGGCAGGCUGCAGGCAUUGAAGCGUGCCAUCAACUAAGUGCUUCACGCAAAAGCGGGGUGAGAGAGUUGAAAGGUCUGAAAGUCAAGUUUGUAUUACGCACACUUGCGUGAUUUUUCAUCUUUUCCCAGCUGUAACCGGUGUACCCGGAGGCACCGUGCACGAAUUCAUGCAGUCGUGCACAGGACUAUAUAUAUAUAGGCCGAUGGAGCCGCUUCUCAUCACGGUUCCCAAAGUGCUGAGGACGUCAUUUUGUGUGCGUGCGCGGUGAAUGAGGACAUUGUGUGUGGUAUCCGAGUGGUUUAACCUUGGCGCCCUUUCUUUAUUUUAUUUUCUGCCUCUUCACAAAGUGAUCUAUUUAAUGAAAGUACACGUCGCGAUCCGUGAUCGUCGAUGUGUGAUCAUACUUGUUCUUUUGUACAUGAAUUUGCGUUAGUGUUUUAUUCUCGUGCCUUUUACCGAGUGUGCGAACAAGAUCUGUUUUCGUUUGUGUGCACACGUGCGUGUGCUAUGUGGGUUUUGGAAAGCUGCUCCAAAGAUGUUUCUCGUACAGCGUGUAUGCGUCAUUGUUUUCAUAUUUGUGAGCAUUGUUUAAGAAAUAAUUUCACCCCCAUAUGACAUCGAUGCCCUUAAAAAAAAAGAGAGCAUGAGCUGGCCACAGCUUGCUCGAAGUAUAGCUUAGGACAAAAAAUGCGGCAAAAGCUGCGUUGCUUUCCCGACAGCUGAAUACGCAACAAUCACGUGUUGUGUGUUAUAUCCGCGCGUUCUAGCGAGUGUUUGGUGCUUUCUUUCCUGUGCUGGUGUCGCAUGCGCUUACACUAUAUCUAGGAAGAACUGAAAGCUAUUGCUGUGAGAGUCUCACUGUGAAAUAUGUGACGACUCGUUGACGAAGUGCCUGUCCCCGCUCAGUGUUGUUUAUAUAUUUCUCUUCGUGCACGCGUCUCUGCAGGAAAAAAAAAAAAAAGAGAGAGAGCUUUUCUACACAUGCUCGUUAUUGGCGCCGUAUGCUCGGUUUUGGAUCACAUAUGAUGAUGCCUCUGCGAUUGAGACCAAUUCAUUUUUUCUGACCGAGCUGAGCACUGUGUGUAUAUAGCUUUUGUGAACCGUCUGUGACAGACAAACGACGUUCGCAUUUUAGACAUUAUGCGUCCUCGAGCCCUGUGCUUGGCUAGCUUGUAAAGCUUCAGCUUACGCCUGUGCCAUGUAUUGUAAAUAUGUAGCCGGUGAUUGACGCCAUAGCCAGAAAAUCGAUGUGAAAACAGAAUUUCAUUCUCGAAGUGUUGCCUAUAUACUAUAUUGUUUGUAUUCAACUGUCGCUCGCACAGCGGUUACAACUCGCUGUGGAGCAAAUCGGGCUUCAUCCCUUAUCUGAUCGUACACAUACCAAACCAUUGUCACUCUUCACUUGUACUGCAACGGCGCUGUCUUACUUUCUCAGAAAACAGGGGUGUCGCAACUUUUUCGCUUUCGUUUACUCCUGUCUUUCCUAUGCGAGCGCGCGCGCGCGCGUGUGUGUGUUCGUGUGACACAUCGACGUAUCUUUAAAAGAUAUGACUGUUAUUCGCAUACUUUACAGUUACCGUGGGUAAUGAGAAUGUUGCUUAUACAAAGAAAUUGCCUUCUCUUCCUCAUUGUCAACGCUUCACGCUUUUCCAGUGUGACUGCAGGCUACGCUAAGGAAGCAUCCUUCUUGACUUAUUCUAUAUUGCGUGAACUCCGCUGCUUGACAAGUCAACAGAUUAAUAAUAACGAAGGCAUUGAUUCAGUAAUAUGGACGCUAGUCGAUCUAUUGCCCACAUUUGUAGAACAUACAGCGGAAUUCGAAUUCUAUAGCAUAUGCUAACAGAAGUUUGGAAACAGUCUCUCAAAAGACCUGUUGUGUGAGGCUAAAAAUUUCGUAAAUUGCUCGUUUCUUUCAGGAUCAGUUUAUUUGCAACUAUAUUAAAGUUUGAACAAAGGAAGUCUCGCAGGUAGAAACUUACUGAGACGUCCCCCCCUCCCCCGGUGUAUGUUGACAAGAAUCAUUUAAAUUAAAAGAAGUGAUAACGUGUGAAACUUCUUACAUGACACUCGGUGGAGUGACAGUCCUUACCCCACAUUAUUACCUUCGCCGGCCGAAAUCGCAGACCGAUCCCACGACAGCUAAGCUGCCAUUUAUAUACCGCGCAUGGUUUUGUUAAAAUGACCUGUUGUAUACUGCAUAAGUAUGUCCAUAUGUAAAAAAAACUAGCGUUAAGCAGACUGAUAGAAUUACAAACAUUGCGCUUUGCAGAUUUGCACAGUGCGAAAACGCUAUACAAAUCGUUUAUGAAACGUGGCCGCUUCAAAAAUGAAGUUGCAGGCGUUGUAUGCUAAUUGCGCGCCAUCUUUGCAAUGUUUGAUCUCUGCCGCUGUAGUAGAUCCUAAGCGAGAGUGCUCGGUGAGCCUAAUCGUUGCAUUUUGUAUAUGUGCCCAUAAAUACUGUAAUACCGCCGUCAUGUUGCGGUAUGCACACUGCUUGUAACGAAUUCGAGUCUUUCGGAUCGUCUUGCGUUUAGAUGGCAUAAUGUCAAAUGGAAUGACAGCACUUUCGCUUUUAACGAAACACAGCUUUCGUGGGAACUUUUCAUUGUGCCAUACACCAUUUGUUCCUGUAACGAAGGCCUGCCGCAUUUGUCGUUAUACGGUUGUUGCGUCCUCGUGUGUUCUCUUUUUUAUUAUUGUUGUUAUUAUUGUGCUCGCGUAUUACAGGAAGUGUGCGCAGCGGACUAUACUGCACUGUUGCGCUGUGUGCAUUUCGCGUGGGCGCCGGCGUUCUUUGUUUGCGUGUGGUUUAAACCGUGAGCUUUGAGAUCCUCACCCGGAGGUGGAUGGUCAAGAUUUGAACCAGGGUCGUGUGGUCCCCAACAGAACCGGUCGCUGAAGUGAUGCGCGGUCGUUGGGAUAUGUGCGCGCGAUGCGGAUCGCGUAUAUCUCUUUUGUCUGUGGCAUCCGCGGAAUUUAUUUGCUUUCAAGGGCCUCCUUUCGUUCUUUCUUCUUUUUUUUUCUCUCCGACAGAGUCCAAACCUUGCUCUAUAGAUGUUCCCCCAUCUAACAAAGGCAAAAUGUCUGUCGAAAAACGAACGAGGAAGUACUUUUUUUUUUAUAGCUUGAACAAAGAUCGGUGUGUAAAAUAAUGUUCGCUGCGUUGUUGCCAAGUCAUUUCUUGUGCAAGUAAGAGCCUUUCUUUCUUUCCUUCUUUCUUUCUCUUUUUCUUUCUUUUUUUUUUUUGUGGGGGAGGGGUGCAGGCGUUAAUACCAAGAUCGAAUGUCGAUCUAGCUAUGCUGUUCUUGUUAUUGUCAUUAUUUUUAUUAUUGUUGUUUCUCUCUUGUUCUAGUUAGGUGGUGAACGUAAGCGUUAUCACAAUUAUCUGGUGACAUUUAGGAAAGCAGCGACGAGCUGACGACAAGCUCAGAUUUCUUGAAGUAAUAAUAACAAUGCUCUGAAAUACGCAGGCAAGUAUUCUCGAAGCAUUCAGCCGUGCCUCCACCAACAGCGAAACAUUUAACGGAACAAAGAGUCAAGGGGCCUCAGACAAGCUGGCCGAAGUUUCGGUAGGCGUAUACCUAUCGAAACGUCGGCCAGCCUGUCCGAGGCACCUUAACUCCAUUCAUCCGACAUUUAUCUCGCAGUGUGGCAUGUCGAUGUCAAUGGCGAAGUAUAAACGCCAUGGAUCUAUGCAAUCCAUGUGUACUCAACUGCGUAUGAAGAUCCAUACUUUAACCCCACAAGGCCCAACGUAUCAUUUUUGCUAUGCUGUGUUUUAUACCACGAAAUCAUGCUAUAAGCGCAGGAAAUUUAACGCAAAGCCCAUAGUAUAGCGUCUUGAUACGAUGCAGCGAGUUUUCAUUUGCGAAUAGCUCAGCAAACCAAUAAGUAAAUUAUUAAUUAUUAUACUAUUCCUUUAUUACACAAAUAACGUUUCAUUGUUUCCUUCUUUUGUACGAAUGUAGUCUUUCUGCACAAAAAUAGAGGUAAACAGGCUGUUCUAAUUUACCUAGAUGCCGAAUGGAGUUUUGUGACUUUGUGGGGUUAGCAAGCCUCUAUAGCUUCAAUCGCGUCCAACUUUCUCUCCCCCCCCCCCCCUUUCUUUUUACGUGCACAACUGAAAGACAAACGCAAAAUGAAAUGUUUAUUGCCGCGUUUGGGCUUCAGCCUUUAGAGCUCUGACGGCAGCUGUGGUUUCGAGUGACGCAUCCGACGUCUUCAGGGCCGCAUUCCUUUGCAGGAAAAAUGCUGUGACCUAGGCGUCGACGUGUUUUAUCGGCGUAGAGCGCAAGGUACUACAUGGACGGGAAAAUGAGCUUAAUUUUAAGCUGGCCUCUUCUGUCGUCCUUUAAUAUACCUGAAAUUCCUCUGCGUUCUCGUCGCUUUUUUUUUCCUUCUAUCUCUCUAUGUUUCUUUCUCGAGAGAAAUUCCAUCGCGUAACUUAAGGGCACACUAGAUAAAGGCGAUUCAGUAGCUCUUACGUAGACUGCUGAGCUGGAGUUACAGCUGAUAUAGCGCUGCUGACUUGUGCUUUCGUAUAUAAAAUGUACAUUGACGUGCUAUACAGCUCCGACUACUCUGGCAGCUCUGUAAAAGAGAGUGUGUCAGGGUAUAACGCCCUCUGCGCGUUUUGUGCACACAGUUGGUAAUAGAUUUGCGCAGUCGGCGCGUAACUUUGCCGUCGUGGCAAAUGCGAUGUUUCAAGCACCUUUUUUUCUCUCCCUCUUUCCUAUGCAGUAUUGAACGUUGAGCCACACCUAAAUGAGCACGCCUGGUCAUCAGAGAGAAGGUUAGUGCAACCGCAUUAACAGAAUAGCGAUUGCAUACCACCAAGCUAUCGUGAAGUAUCCUCGCAUUGGUUAGCCAGUCGAUCACACACCGAAUGAAUAAGGUAACGACGGCUUACGUACAGAAGGGGUAAGCGACAACACUCCGCUUCCAACCUUGACAAUUUAGCUAUUCUCGCCCUUGAGAGCACCGAAACUGCCACAUGACGUUCGCUCUAAACGCACGCGGUAAAUACUGGCUGUGAUAUCAGCAUUUGAGUUGCGCGCUUUGAUCUGUCCCGACCCCUGUCAAGACUUCAAGGCCUGCCUUAUACCUUAUUAUGAAAAAUGUCCGCAUGCCGAAUAACCUCCACGUCCAAUAAUGUCGUACGAUCAUUCGGAACUAUUUGUGAAAACCAACAUGGCCCCCUGAUAACCUCCGUAGCCAAUAACCCCAUAUCGUAAAACCCAUAUUUGAUCAUGUACGGGGAUAAUUGAAUAUGGAGGCUAUGGGGCAUAUUGCAUGUGUCAUAUAUUCAUGCGGCAUUUGUUAGACAAGGAGAUUAUCUGGCACAUAUUUUUGUAAUAAGGUACUUUGCUUGUUCAUAUUUGUAUACAAGCACCUUGUUUCUUGUGUUUCGCCUCGUCGAUCAAUCCCCCAGCUUUGCAGAUCAUAUUGCGUAACCCUACACGCGCAAUUUGUUGACCUUGGGUGCAGUGCAUGUGAAAAGCGUUUUUUAAUGCGACGGCUCUUUUUCUUCUCUGUCCUACUUCCGCCCUCUCCUUUUGUAUCGCGCGUUCGCUGUAUUGUGAUCAACAAAUGUACAUUUGACGAUCACUCAUCCGGGCUUGAUGAGCAUAGUAAUGACAUAUUUGUAGAUACAAAUGCGUGAGCAUGCACUGUCAAAACUUGAAGCCAGAAGAACAUCCUCUCACGCACAAGAAGCACAAAUUCAUUCGUUGACAAAUGUUCUGUGAUAUUCACAAUAAAGAUAUGGAACGUCA
This is a messenger RNA of Dermacentor andersoni, 7399 nucleotides long. Its product is annotated as growth/differentiation factor 8-like. Gene Ontology annotation, cellular component: extracellular region. Gene Ontology annotation, molecular function: cytokine activity; growth factor activity. NCBI's taxonomy places the organism in Eukaryota, Metazoa, Arthropoda, Arachnida, Ixodida, Ixodidae. The record is from RefSeq and is a predicted model, not a curated record.